AUGUCAGCGGCUGCCCUCCCUCCGCUGCUCCCGACCCCGCCGAGGAGCAAGAUGCUGCCGCUGCUCCCGACACCGUGCCUCAUCAUCCUCCCGGCCUCCUUCGCCACGGAGGCCUCCAAGGCGCCCAAGCCCAGCCGCGCCGACGCCGUCGAUAGGUGGGACGCGCACAAGAAACUCUCCGGUUCGGCAACGCCAACGCCGCGCGCGCCGUCAAGGUCCAUCAACUUGAGCCCCAACCGCGCCGCCUCCUGCGGAAGCAAAGAACUCGGGAGUUCAGCGCCGUCAUCGUCGUCGACAUGCAGCGGCGGGAAGCCCGGCCGCGCUGACACCUGCGAACGCUGGGACACCAACAAGGCCAACCAGAGCAACCGCCCGCCGGCGUCGAGCGAGCGCUGGGACAUCAACAAGAUCAAGAACCCGAGCAGCCGCACGCCGUCGCUGAGCAGCGAGCGCCUGGACAGCAGCACCAACAAGCGACCGACGGCGAGCCGCGGUUCCUCCUCGCCCGAGCGCUGGGACAUCAACAAGAAGCAUCGGUCGCAGGACAACGCCGCCACCGCUCUCGGCCCGGCGAGCGAUGGGCCACAGUUGACGACGGUGAAGCCGCACCCGCAGUUCGCUGGGGCGACCUUCUCAACCUCGCCGGCGCCAUCCAUGCUUCCCAUGCCCACCUUCUUGCUGGCUCGCUAGCUUCUACUUCUACCUGGAUUUUCAGAUCACGUACCACAGUUAAUUUGCGAU
Oryza brachyantha (malo sina) is the source of this 741-nucleotide messenger RNA. RefSeq lists its product as uncharacterized. Lineage: Eukaryota; Viridiplantae; Streptophyta; Magnoliopsida; Poales; Poaceae. The transcript has a single exon. The record is from RefSeq and is a predicted model, not a curated record. Bases 1 to 690 code for a protein of 229 amino acids.